UAUCAAACACGUCCUACGAGCGAGUGGCGAGUCGACGGGAUCGCUUACCGCGUGCGCUAACCCGUUAAUCGCUGUUGUUAUCAGCUCUUCUUUGUUUGUCACUCCGAAAACGUUCCGCUAUGCGUGAAGAAUGGUGGGGGAUGCGCGAUGCCGACUGAUAUACGGAUUUUGCUGGUAUACCUGACCAUGUUUUCGUAGUCCGUGCACCCCUUCCCUUCCCGCGCCGCCACUCUACUCGUAGGACGUACCACCACUACCGCCCGACGGUCAGACGCGCACAGCGGUCGCCGUGGAUUUUGUUCUUUUUUUUUUUUUUUUUCUUAAAACUAAUAAAUUUUUCUCGCGUCCGGCGUGUCGUCUACUCGCUCGCCUGCCCCAGGGCCACUCCAUUCCAGGCCGCCAACCACCGAAGACACGGGCCCCGUGAACGUCGUCGUCGCAUCGCAUCGCGCCGCCGUCGUCGUCUUUUGUGUUGUGCGCGCGACCAACGUGGUCGCGAUCCGCUAGACACCCAGCCGCCCGCUGUCCAGCCCGUCAGUCGCGCCAGCUCCGUCGUGUGUGUCUCCGUCGUCGUCGUCGUCGUGUUCUACACUGUGUCGCUGCCCGCUCGAUCACGACAAAUCGCCACAGUAAGUAGAAUCGCGUUCGUACCAGUUGUUGUUUUACACACUCUUAUAGCGAGUCAUAACCGUUUUUGAAAAAUCGUGUCCGUUGUUUAAUAAAAAAAAAAAAAAAAUAUUAGAGAACAUGGUUUACAAAAUAAAGAAACACUCGACGAUGCCCGUCCACGUAGUCGACGACCACAACGACGCGUUGCGAUACAUCUACCGGGAAAUAGGUUCCAAGCACUUGCCCCUGUACGGCAACGUUCUGUUGCAUUUCGAUUCGCAUCCGGACUUGUCCAUACCGAAAGACAUGCCGGCCGAUUACGUGUACGAAAAGGAACAGUUGUUCGACUCGCUGAGCAUCGAGAACUGGAUACUGCCCGCUGCGUACGCCGGCCAUUUCGAUAAAAUCAUCUGGGUAAAGCCUCCUUGGGCACGGCAAUUCAACGAAGGCGAAAUCGUGUUCAGCAUCGGCAAGCACAAGACGUCCGGCGCCAUACGAUUGACCAAUUCUAGCGAUUUCUAUCUGAGCGAAGGUCUCUAUUGUUUAGAAAAUGAUCUCAUUAACAUUAAAACCAUCAAGCUGUUUGUGUUCACCAUGUGUAGUUCGAUUUUCGAUGAUGGCGAGGAGAAAUUUGAGCUACUGCGUAAUAAGUUUAACGAGUAUACCAGAGAUAACCCUCAUUAUAUAUUAGAUUUCGACUGUGACUUUUUCUCCACAAACAAUCCGUUUCUAUCCAUGUAUGACAAAGCAAAUCUUUAUACUAAUCUACAUAGAAUUUACACGUUUAAAUCGCCGACUAAUAAAGAAGACGUUAACAGCUUAGUUCAGUGUUCUCGUUCGAGAGAAAUACUCUUGCAAGAAUUAGAAUCUGUGUUCAUGCAUCUCGAUGACGGAAAGUCGUUAGAUGAGUAUCCGACUGAAAACUUAACUGCUGUAAAUUCUGAAGAUUUAUCGUUUAUUGUAAAUGAGCUAUUGAAACAUUACGACACUAUAGAUUGGUUGAUAGUGCAUAAUGCUGGUUGCACGAUUGACAACAUUGAAUUGCCUAACCAUCAUACAGACAUAGCUGAUAUUGCCAAAUCUAUGGAUAUUGUGUUCAACUUUUUACCUAUAAUACAUGAACCAGCUGCCAUUACGAUUGCCUUGUCCACAGGAGAUGAUUACUGUCCAUUGGAAAGUGCACGCUUUAUUAAUGAAUCAUUGCUCGCAAAGCUAGAGUGCUUGUAUAAUAAACUGAAUGUUCAAAAAUGUACUGAAGGUUCCUAAAUUACUGAAACAUAUUAAUCUAAAGUAUAAGUUUAUUUUAUAACUGCUAAUCCUUUGAAACAUUAUAGAUGGAAAAUACUGCUAUGCGGCUUCAUUUGUCAUUUGAUGAAGAUGAAGACUACUACGACGAAGAAGAAAUUUUACGUGUGGCAGACUUGACUUACUGGCCAUCUUGAGCAUUAUCACACCCCACCAUAUGCUCCAUCCCCAGCCGACUAAACAGAAAAGCACCGUGAACAGCUGAGCAGCGGCCACGACGAAGUUCACACAGAAUGCGCCUACCCUAGACUGGAAGGUAUCGUUGACCGUGAAUCUUGGCUUGCCGACGCACAGGCAUAGCAUACCACUGGAGAAUGUGCCUAUACAACACCAAAAACAUCGAAAAUAUUUUAAAUUAUUGUUAUAUUUGAUAAUAUAUUUCUUUAGUAGGUACAUAAAGUUUCGCGUUGGUACUCGAAAGUUGUAAUCGAGAGUUAAAUGUAAAUACCUACAUUUGAAAUGUAAAGAUGAUAUUAUAGUAAUGAUAAAGAUAUUGUGUGUUAUAAUAUAUAUACUACAGUGCAUAAUUAUA
Messenger RNA from Aphis gossypii (cotton aphid), 2446 nucleotides. It is a transcript of the gene MESR6, whose product is annotated as UPF0489 protein C5orf22 homolog. NCBI's taxonomy places the organism in Eukaryota, Metazoa, Arthropoda, Insecta, Hemiptera, Aphididae. Bases 748 to 1875 code for a protein of 375 amino acids. The record is from RefSeq and is a predicted model, not a curated record. The transcript is spliced from 3 exons.